AUGAAAAAUAUCAAUAAUCACUUCAGGAACUCCGUUAGUUAUUUUGAUAUUGUGAUAUGGGUGACUGUGUCUGCCCAUCCGGACCUCAAAAAAGUGAGGAGGAUGAUCUGGGAGAGGUUGGGUUUGCCUUAUGGCGAUGAUCAUACUGAGGAUAUGGAGAGCCAUAUAUUGUUUGAUAUCCUAAAGAGGAAAGAGUUUCUGCUCAUCUUAGAUGACCUGUGGGACAGGGACAGGUUCGAUAUAAAAGAAAUAGGAAUUCCUCGACCAAAGAAUGGGAGUAAGAUUGCGAUAACAACACAAAAUGGAGAUGUAUGCAGCGAUAUGGGGGCCGACUCCACAGUGGAGGUAAAGAAAUUGUCAGAGGAUGAAUCAUGGGAAUUGUUCUGUGCGAAAGCAGGUCCUCAUGUCGCCUCCCCAACAAUAGAACCCUAUGCCAGGCCUCUUCUCAAAAAGUGCGAUGGCUUGCCUCUUGCCAUCGUCGUCUCUGGAAGAACCAUGAGAGGUAUACAAUCAAUAGGGGAAUGGGAGUACGCAAAAUGGGCACUGGGGCAUUCUCCAUCAGAUAUGGCAGGUAUGAAUGACGAGCUAUUUCGCGUCUUGAAGUUUAGUUACGACAGGCUAGAAAAUGCUUCCCUUAAAUCCUUGUUCUUGUACUGUGCUUUGUUACCUGAAGAUUAUUUAAUAGGGGAAUAUGAGCUUGUGAAUUAUUGUAUAGAAAAAGGAUUAUUAGAUGGGCGAGAUAGUCUCAAUGAGGCUCGUGAGAAGUGCUAUGCAAUGCUCGGAAGCCUUGAAAUUGCAUGCAUGGUAGAAAGUGGUGGUACUGAAGACACCAUAAAAAUGCAUAAUUCGAUGCGCGAAAUGGCCCUAUGGAUCACUUCUUCAGGGCAGGGGCAGGGGCACGGUCGAUGCUUCCUAGGGAAGUCUGGCAUUGGAUUGAGGGAGGCACCUGUGUUUAGGAAAUGGCAAGAGGAGGCAGAAAAAGUCUAUCUGGUAGAAAACGAUAUAGAGGCUCUCCCUUUGUUGCCAGAGGAAUGCGCAAGACUCGUCUCCUUGUCACUUCGAGGCAAUAAUCUCGUGAAGGAGAUCCCACCACACCACUUCUUUGAAAGCAUGAGUGCCCUUCGUGUACUCGAUCUAAGCCUAACGAGUGUUACCCUCCUUGUCUCACUCGGUGAAUCUCCGUGCGCUUCGUUUAAGCGGAUGCUUGUAUCUAGAAGAGUUGCCCCCAACAAUAGGACAGCUUCCACAACUCCAAUUGUUGGAUCUAUGAGGUUGCAAUCGAUUGGGAGAGCUACCUGGAUAAACCUUGCUGAGUUGACGAACUUAAAUGCCACGAGCGUUUCAGUUGAAGGCGCGGCCACUUGGGACUGGCUCCAGGAGUGUGUUAAGACAUUUAUGCAUUGGGGUGCCAUGGAACACAUGCUUUGGAAACCUGAAGACAAUAAGUAUAAUGAGAUGCCCCAGAUUGCGGAUACUAUUCACACACGCUCUCAGGUACACGAUUCAGACCGUGAGAGGGAAAUUCUUAGGAUGCGUUUUCUGCUGAUCUUGGAUGGUGUGUGGGACAAAUUGAAAAUUGAAGAUGUGGGGAUUCCUCUUCCAACAGAUGAGAAUGGUUGUAAAAUUCUAUUAACAGCACGAACAUCAAGUUUGUGUAAUGAAAUGAGCGAUUCCUCUUCCAACAAACGCCACCCACUCUACUCAGUUGAAGUGAAAACGUUGUCACCAGAAGAAGCAUGGAGUCUGUUCGUUGAUAAGCUCGGCCAAUAUAUUUCACUUCCACCUAUAGAAUCCUAUGCCAGAACUGUUCUCAACGAGUGCGAGGGAUUGCCCUUGGCCAUCAUUGCUGUCACAGUAGCAGCGGCGAAGCAUAAGACGUACAAGGAUUGGGAGCGUGCUGCAAAUGACUUGGAGCAGUCAGUCUCAAGUCUCAAAGGUAUGGAGAAGAAAGUGUUUGGCAUCCUCAACUAUAAUUAUGAUAAAUUAGAUGACAAAGCCCUGAAGCACUGCUUCUUGUAUUGUGCUCUAUAUCCUCAACAUUAUUUACCAGGAGAAGAGGAACUUUUAAAUUAUUGUAUCGAGGAAGGAUUAGUAGGUAAGAAUCUCAAAGAUGCUCGUUCUAUUUUCAUGGGUCACCUUAAAACAACGGGCAUGCUUGAAACUGGUGAUCGUGAAAAUACGGUCAGAAUGCACGACAUGAUGCGUGAAUUGGCCCUGUGGAUCACAUUCAAUGGAUCGCAGGAUAACCCUAUGUUCUUAGUGCACUCCCGUGCUGGAUUAGUAAUGGGACCAGAUGCACAAAAAGUUUCCUUGAUGGGGAAUAACGUAGAGGCUUUACCUGAAUUGAAAGCGUGCCCGAAGCUCCGCACUCUGUUUAGAGUGCUUCAAGGCAAUGAUUCCCUGGAUGAAGUCCCACGGAGAAAUUUCUUUAAGCAUAUGACAGCUCUUCGUGUACUCGAUCUGAGUGGCACGAGGUUGGAAACCCUCAUCAACAUCUUGUCACAACUGGUGGACCUCUGCAUUCUUUGUAGAAGUGGAUGCCGCUUCCUUAGAGGAUUGCCUUCAGAUUUGAGAAAUCUCAAAAAACGCCAAAUACUGGACCUUAGUGGGUGUGAUGUGAUCAAAGAGCUUCCCGUGGUUGUUGGGGAGUUGGCCAAUUUGAGAUGUGCUUCUGGUAUCUACAGAAUCCCACCUGAGAUACUGUCCAAGUUGCGCAUGUUGGAGCAGCUGGUUUUGAUGGAUAACAAUCUGAAAUGGCACAUUGGAGGGACUGGACAAGGGGGGGGAGGGGCGAGCACAAAAGAGUUGACACGGUUAAGCCACUUAACUUCUAUUGACAUUUCUUUAACAGAUGUAGACAUCUCCCACUGGCUUAAGUUGCUAGCUAGCAGGACAAGGGACAAUGUAACGAAUUAUGCGUUAGAUCUCUUAGAAGGGGCCAUGAACCUGCAGCAUUUGUCGAUCUUCUUGUGCACAGGUAUGAUACACGCCCCCACUCGUUGCUUGGAAUCUCUUGGGAUUGACAAUUGUGGAGAUUUGGAGCAUUUGAAGGUUGGAACUCAGGCCAAAGAGGACGCGUUUCAAAGGCUCGCAGUGUUGCACCUCUCUCUGUUGCCUAAUCUAAAAAGAGUUUGUACAGGUGUGCGACCAAGUAGGUGCUUUGGAGUUCUGAGGACGAUAGAUAUAGAGAAGUGCCCAGAAUUGCAGAUUCUCUUCACAAAGGGCAUUGCGCAAAACCUUGUGAGUUUGGAAGAAAUAAAAGUCUUAAAUUGCGAGGGAAUGGAGGAGAUGAUAGAGGAUAAGGAGAUUGGAGAUUGGAGUUCAUGUCAUCCCAAAACUGAGGAGAAUACUGCUAUUCAGCCUGCCUGA
This is a messenger RNA of Amborella trichopoda, 3369 nucleotides long. The record is from RefSeq and is a predicted model, not a curated record. NCBI's taxonomy places the organism in Eukaryota, Viridiplantae, Streptophyta, Magnoliopsida, Amborellales, Amborellaceae.